GCCCAUGUCUAACAGGUGUGUAGAGGACAGCCUUAGAGGUGCUGGAUGUUCUUAGCACCAUGGAUGAUGCUACUGUCCUCAAGCGACGAGGCUACAUUGUGGGGAUAAAUUUGGGAGAGGGCUCUUUUGCAAAAGUCAAAUCUGCGUACUCUGAGCGUCUGAAGUUCAAUGUGGCAGUUAAGAUCAUUGACCGAAAGAAAGCCCCCGCAGAUUUCUUAGAGAAAUUCCUUCCCCGGGAAAUUGAGAUUUUGAUCAUGUUAAAUCACCGCUCCAUUGUCAAGACCUACGAGAUCUUUGAGACAUCAGAGGGCAAGGUCUAUAUUAUCAUGGAGCUCGGGGUCCAGGGAGAUCUCCUUGACUUCAUCAAAAACCAGGGAGCCCUGCAUGAAGACGAUGCUCGCAAGAAGUUUCACCAACUGUCCUCCGCCAUCAAGUACUGCCACGAUCUGGACAUUGUCCACCGAGACCUCAAGUGCGAGAACCUCCUCCUCGACAAGGACUUCAACAUCAAACUGUCUGACUUUGGCUUCUCUAAGCGCUGUCUGCGUGAUGACAGCGGCCGACUGACCCUGAGCAAGACCUUCUGUGGGUCAGCGGCGUACGCAGCUCCUGAGGUUCUGCAGGGCAUCCCCUACCAGCCCAAGGUUUAUGACAUCUGGAGCCUGGGCGUGAUCCUCUACAUCAUGGUCUGUGGCUCCAUGCCCUAUGACGACUCCAACAUCAAGAAGAUGCUACGCAUCCAGAAGGAGCACCGGGUCAACUUUCCUCGCUCGAAACACCUGACAAAAGAGUGCAAGGACCUCAUCUACCGCAUCUUGCAACCAGAUGUCGCCCUACGGCUGCACAUUGAUGAGAUCCUCAGCCACUGCUGGAUGCAGCCCAAGCCCCGGGCUACACUGUCCCCCGCAACUGUCAGCAAGGAGCGGGCGAGCCUCCAGGGCACCAAGCCCUUGCAGUCCGCUGAGCCCAGCUCUGAAAAGAGGUCUAUCACCCACCUGGAGCCCCGGGAGGAGGCACUGCCUCAGGUGAUGUCAGAGUCAAGACCCCAGGAAGAGAUGGAGGAAGGACAGGCCUCCCAGCAGUUUGAAAUCAAGAGCAUCACCCGCACAACUGGGCAUCUGAGCAGAGAGGCAAUGGAAGGGUGCUCCUCCAAGUCCCCAGAGAGAAAGACCUAGUGAGCCUCUCACAAGGCCUGGGGGCUGGCAGGAAAUGAGGCAGACUUCACAGCUGUGAAUAAAAACCGAAUUUAAAGUUUGACUUAAGUUUAACCAUAUGUGGCAAGUGGUUACCAUGGGACAGUGUAGAUCCACAGUGCCCAGCACACCAAGACCUGGAAGGGAACAAGGGACUAUCUGCAACUUCUAUUACCGUGCUCCAGAUGCAGCAGGGCAAGGCCUCAAACUGUUCUCGCAAGUACCGUAGGAAUGCAUAGGACCACCCCAGACCCAAGCACGCUGGAGGCUGCAAGCCAACUUUUUCUGAGCAGUAAUGUUGGUGUUAGUUGAGGUGGCAGGCAAGAUGCCUGCCUUUUGAUGUGUUUGGGUGCGUUGCUGCACAAGCCAAAGAGACACUGGAUGAUUAAGCGAGAAACAAGGGAUUGUUGGUUAAACUGAAGACUUCAUUUGGAAUCCAAAAAUCUUAACAAAUCUCUUGUACCUUGAGCCACAUAUUUUCCCUGAAAAUCAUGCAUUUUUUCCAGCAACAUUUUGUUAUGGUUUUGAGGAAUGAACUGAGGUGGGUAUGUGGAACUUAUAGAGUAUGAUAUGUAAUGGGUGGAUAGGCUGUCCAUUGUACCAUUUCUUUCUUUCAAUUCUCAGACAUGGUUGGGCAAUAUAAGAUCUCUGUAACAUACAUGAACAAGUCAAUAAA
Messenger RNA from Eptesicus fuscus (big brown bat), 1869 nucleotides. RefSeq names its product testis-specific serine/threonine-protein kinase 1-like. The coding region runs from base 60 to 1175 and encodes 371 amino acids. The transcript has a single exon. Gene Ontology annotation, biological process: intracellular signal transduction; microtubule cytoskeleton organization; protein phosphorylation. The record is from RefSeq and is a predicted model, not a curated record. Gene Ontology annotation, cellular component: cytoplasm. Gene Ontology annotation, molecular function: tau-protein kinase activity; ATP binding; protein serine/threonine kinase activity. NCBI's taxonomy places the organism in Eukaryota, Metazoa, Chordata, Mammalia, Chiroptera, Vespertilionidae.